AUGCACGAGCGGCCGAGGCAUGUUAGCGUUUAUAGGCAUGCGCCAAAAAUUUUUGGACUCAGAUUUAAGGUUGCUUCAAGGGUAUUGCUCACGUUUGAAGCGAUUCUUGGAAAACUGCUUCUAGUCAUUUCUAUUUGCUCGAUUAUAUAUUCUCAUAGUUGGUAUCCAGUAUUCGUUAAUUUCUCGUUUUUCGCGUUUGUCGUCUUCUCGAUUAUUAAUUAUAAUAAAAGUUUGUCGAGCAAAUCAUGCAUUCUAUUAUUUCCGAUGCUCACUUAUCAGGUUGUUACGAUGACUUGGCUCGUUUUGUGGAUUUACGCGUCGCUGAAUGCUGUCAUGAUUGGAGAUUUUGAUGCCCUUAAAUGGCUGGGAGGUCCACAGGAAGAUGUUGUACCGACAGCCUCACAUCCAUAUGAGCCGUAUAAAAAUAACCCUAAUAGGGCCAAAGCUAUAAAAUAUGGCUCGAUAAUAUUUGCACUAACAAUGCUCAUAAUUGUACUCAAGAUCUUUGCAUUCAUCAUUGCAAAGAGGACAUUCUUCCAAAUUCAAAAAAUGCAAAUUGAAGAAAUGCUCGAAGAAGACAAGGCGAAUUGUGAAACUGCAAGCGAGAUAUCAAAUAUCGGCGGCCUCUCGCCGUCGUUUCCAAUUGCCUACCGCAAUCGGCCGCCUAGAAUGGAAGUGGUCGAUGAGGUGAUGGUCGAAGAAUAUCCGCCGACGCCAAGCCCGGUGCCAAGGAGAUAUGCAAUUCCCAAAUUUGGCGAAUCGACCAUUUGA
Messenger RNA from Caenorhabditis bovis, 771 nucleotides. The record is from the annotation of a GenBank genome assembly. Lineage: Eukaryota; Metazoa; Nematoda; Chromadorea; Rhabditida; Rhabditidae.